Rhipicephalus sanguineus (brown dog tick) is the source of this 1353-nucleotide messenger RNA. RefSeq names its product proteoglycan 4-like. The coding region runs from base 1 to 1353 and encodes 450 amino acids. The record is from RefSeq and is a predicted model, not a curated record. Lineage: Eukaryota; Metazoa; Arthropoda; Arachnida; Ixodida; Ixodidae. The transcript is spliced from 4 exons.
AUGGAGGCCGAGAUACGGCGCAUGCUGGAGCUGGGGGUGAUCGAGCCUGCUGAGAGUGACUACACAUCACCACUAAUACUUGUGGAGGCCCCAAACAAGGACCCUCGUCCAUGUGUAGACUACAGGAGGUUGAAUGCCAUCAAUAGGGAUCAGUUGUACCCGAUCCCUAAUAUUGAGGAGCGAAUCGAAAGGGCUGCAGAGACUGGGCGUGCAUCAGGUGUUGCACGGACCGAGCACUGGAAGACCAGUGCAACUCCUGCUGCGCGACGCCGGCGGCAGGGCAGUGCAGCGACUGACAAAGCAGCAGAGGAACUCGAAGCACCAUCUCCGUCUCCAUCCAAGCCCAUUGCUGCUGCUGCUACAGGGGAAGACUCCUUGCCCAAGCCUCCGGCAAAACGUGUAAAGACAGAAGCCGAGGAAGACCCGCCUUUCCUGGCAAUGACAAGCCGCAGGUUACGUGGCGGCCAGGUGACACCGGAUUCUUCCUUGAACAAGGCUGCUGCUGCGCCCAAGGAGGGGGCCAAAAGGAAGGAACCCUCUACUGCAAAGGAGGCUUCUACCACUAAGGAGGCCUUUACCACAAAGGAGGCCUCUACCCCGAAGGAGCCCUGUACCCCAAAGGAGACUUCAAAGAAGAGGGAGUGCGCUGCCAACCCCGUGACACCCUCAAAAUCUACUGGCACUGCGACCACAAAGAAAACUGCUGCAGACGCCCCCCUGCCUGCCGAGGAGCCGUUGCCUUACGGCGCGUACGAAGACAGCGGUGACUACCCGAUCGUGCCCGAGACCCAGUUUACCAGUGAGCAGAAGCGGCUGCUUCAGGCGCUUCUCGCGAGCACGCAGUGUAGCCGGCCACUCACAGUUGCUUUGCCUGUGGAGCCUUGUUUUGUGUGCCCGCAACUGGACCAGCACGAUGCCCUUGCGGCUGCACGGGCGCUUUCGCCAGCUGAAGACGGCACACGUCGCAAGACGUCGACUACCUCUGGCAAGCCGGGGACUCCUUCACCAGCCACUGCUGGGCAGAAAACGACACAAGCGCAUACAGCCAGUACACCGAAGGGAGCAAAUGUGGUUAAGAAGGGCAGACCUAUGAUUAAGGCAGCAGUGACAAAGGAGAGCACUGUGGACAUGUCCAAGACACCUCGCAAGCUCAAGGUGAAGGCACUGUCGAUUCCCGCAAUUCCGGCUUCACCGACUGAGUCUACUCAGAGCACCCGCAGCCGUCGGCCAAUCCGGCUUCCCGCUCGCUUCCAAGACUCGGCGUUGUACUUCUCACCCAACGGAGACCUGUUUGACGUUCCAUCACCGCCCACGUCACCUCGACAGCGAGGCCGCAUGGGCGCUGCUAGGUAG